CGAUGUUCUCGAGCCACUUAGGCAAUCUGUUGCUACCUUGCGUUCCUUUUAGACAUGCGGCCAGCACCACCAAGUAACACUGCCUCAUCGUGGUUGUCUACAUAACUUGACCUUAACGACUGUACUUCUAGUAAUGGACCGUAUGAGGCGAAAUAUUUCGGAAGCAAAUACAAAGUCACGAAAGAAUAACCGAAGAGACUAGUAGAUCACCGUAAAGAUCUAUUUUAAUAUAGAUUUCGCAACUAUCGUUUUAUUUGCUUGAUCUUCCAUGAAUUUCGAAGCUUUUAAAUUGUGUGACAAUUCAACACUACCCCACAUCCACAACCGUACCCACAGGAAUACUCACUACUUCGAGAAUGGCCGUUAAAAAAAUAUAGCUGAAUCGAAAACAUCUGUGAAUAAUGCCAAAAUAUUGCAAUGCAGUCGUGAGUGCAUCGUGAUGAGUGUCGGCGUGUGAAAGAUUUUUCUACACCCAUUUAAUUAAUUUUGCCAUUAGAAUCAGUAAGAAUUUAAAGCUGUACUUGAGUAAAAAUUGUGUUCUAUUUUCAUUAUUUGAUUACUUGUAUGAUAGGUAGAAUAUGGUAAGUUGUUUGCUAAUCUGUUACUUUCUAUAAUGACAAAAUCAUAUUUGGAUAUCAUCCAUUCAUAGGAAAACUUUACAGAAAGUGUUUCCUCGUAUCUUUGAUAAAAUAUCAUAAAAAAGACAAAUCUAUGUCGUUUAAGAACAAAUAUAAACAAAAAAUUGCUAGGUUGACUGAAUACGCACGGUGGAGAAAGAAAACAGUCUACAAAAAUAGUACACUGUAUUGCGUGCUAUCAUUGCGCGAUGAAUAUUAUUUUGAGACUUAUUCUUUCUGCAAGUGGUUAUUUCUAACUCUUUCGGUAAUAGAUCAUGGUUAUCUGCAAGGAACAAAAUAGUUUCAUUUUGUUGCUGUCAACGAACUACAUGAUUAUAUUCUAUAUAUAUAUGUACAUAUAUAUAUAUCGUAUCUGUAGUAUAGAUAUUAUCCUCGUUUUUUCCGGAUAUUUAUAUACACAAAUAAUCUUGUACUUUCCAAACAAAUAAUUUUUUUUAGAUUGAAUCAUGAAUAAAUUAUAUCUCGUCAUUAGUAUUAUUUACUUUAUUUCUUUCAAUGGUAAUUGCAUUCAAUACAACCCGUUUAUUUCUUUUCUGCUAUUUCAAUAUUUAUCUUUUUCUUUAGAUGGAGCGAAGCUUUCCAAAGAUAAUCAAAAUAUUAUUUUAACUGGCCGUGUUACAUUUCCUGGAGGUUCAUCUACACCUGUUGAACCAGAUGGGAAAUUAACAGUAGAAUUACAAGAUACAUCACUUAUGGAUGCACCAGCUAAAUUUAUUGCACGUGGAACCAGUAAAGUUACUAAAUUUCCAGUAGCAUUCGGAAUGAAAUAUUCGUCAAGUCAAAUCAUUCCUGGACACACAUACUCGUUAGAUGCCAGUAUUAAAAAUAAAAAGGGCGAAUUACUAUACACCAAUGAUGUUCAAAUUCUAGUAACACCGCUUAGUGUUAGCCGUAAAAAACCAAUUGAAGUACCUGUUAUCCUUGUUAAAAAAACAAAGUCAAAAACAUCUGGUAAAAGUCUAUGGCCUGAAUUAGUUGGUAAAAAGGGCGAAGAAGCUGUUCAAAUUAUUAAAAAAGAAACAGGCUUUAAAAAUGUAGAAAUAAUUAAAGAAGGAACACCGGUAACACUGGAUUAUCGUACGAAUCGAGUACGUGUUCAUGUCAACAAGGAAGGUAUCGUGGCAACGGCUCCGAUGGUUGCUUAA
Messenger RNA from Rotaria sp. Silwood2, 1783 nucleotides. Lineage: Eukaryota; Metazoa; Rotifera; Eurotatoria; Philodinida; Philodinidae. The record is from the annotation of a GenBank genome assembly.